Messenger RNA from Rotaria sp. Silwood1, 1758 nucleotides. Lineage: Eukaryota; Metazoa; Rotifera; Eurotatoria; Philodinida; Philodinidae. The record is from the annotation of a GenBank genome assembly.
AUGUAUUUUGAAUGUUUGGCCAACGAAUUAUUACUUGAUUUAUUUCAAUAUAUUGAUGUUAUUGAUCUUUUUCGUGCUUUUUAUGAUCUUAAUACUCGUUUAAAUGAACUUCUUUUUACUAAACUUACAUUAUACAAUCUUGAUUUUCGAUCAGUAUCUAAAUAUGAUUUUGAUCAUGUUUGUCAACAAUAUUUACCAUUGAUUAUUAAUCAAAUCAUUUCACUUCAUUUAUCUGAUAAUGAAGAAACACCAAAUCUAUCAAAAAUAUUGCUUUCAUAUGGUUUUACAAUAAAUAAAUUCAUUAAUUUAAAAUCAUUAUCAUUAUAUAAUAUUCAAUCCUAUGAUAUAUUUAAUCAAUUAAUAAUUCAAUGUCAUCAUUUACCGUAUUUAACACAUUUAAAUAUGAUUAAAUGUUUUUUUAAUUAUCAUGAAAAUGAAAUCGAAUCUUUGAUGAAUAAUAUUUGGAAUCUAUCAACAUUGACUCAUUGUAUCGUUGAUCAGAUUAUAUCGAGAAAAAUACGAUUAACAGAUAUUCAUAUAAUUUCAUCAUCAAUAAAAUAUUUAACUUUAGAAAAAAUUACUUGUGAUUUUAAAGAUUUAUCACAUCUAUUUAAAUAUACAACAUAUCUUCAACGAAUUUCUAUUAAUCUAUUGUAUGGUUUUCCUAAUCAACAAUUACAAUAUCCUAUAGAAUCAAUAAUUUCUUUAAAAAUUUUAUAUCAUGGUUAUAUUGAUAUGUUAAGAAAUCUUUUUCAAAAUCUACCUAAUUUAAUUUAUUUAAAAUUAGAAACAUUUGAUAUUUAUUGUAAUGGAUAUGAAUGGGAAAAUAUUCUUGUUAGUGAUUUAUCUAAAAUAAAAUUUUUCAAUUUAAAAAUGAAUUUAAAUUUUCCUAAUCAUAAUCAUAUAAAUCAACAAGCUAAUGAAUUACUUGAUACAUUUCGUACAUAUUUUUGGCUUGUAGAACAUCAAUGGUAUGUUCGAUGUGAUUGGGAUCCAUUGAAUAUAUUUAGUUAUGGUAUUCUCUAUACAUUACCAUAUAAUUUUAACGAUUGUUUUUAUUUUGAUACAAUUUCUUCUAAAUCAACAUGUCCUUUUAAUACAGAUUAUUGGUCAUAUGAUCGUGUAUUAAUACUUUCACAUAAAAAUCCCGAAAAUGAUUUAUCAAAAGAUUUAAUUCUUUUUUCUGCACGAUUUUCACAAAUACGUUAUUUAAAAAUAAGUUUUCCAUUUGAUGAAAAAUUUUGGUCAUGUAUACCAUUAUUAAAUCGUUUAAUAUCUAUUAAUAUAAUAUUUCUAUCGACAGAUCAUGCAUAUUCACAAUUACAAGAUUUACUCAAUCGAACAGUACAUUUAUAUUCUUUAAAAUUGUCUAAUACAAAAAAUGUAUCAAUGAAAUUUUUUACAAUAACAAGUCCAUCAGUUCGUCGACUUGAUUUGAUAACGAAAUUUAAGUCAUCUAUUCGAUAUUUUAAUGCAGAUGAAUGUUCUUCCUUAGUUAAUAAUUCACCAUUCAUACAACAAUGUGAAGUUCUUUUAAUUGGUAUCAAAUAUCGAUCGAAUAUUGUUGAGUUUAUUAAUGCACUACCUAACCUUCGAUCUUUAAUAUGUAAUUGUAAAGAUGAUGAAUAUAAUGUUUGGAGUUCAUCAUCAACAAAUGAUGAACUUAUUGAAUGGUUAAAAAAUCGUUUACCAUCAACAUAUAUGAUUAGUCGAGAUGAGAAACGACCAUAUCUCAUUCGACUUUGGAUCGAUCGAUAA